AUGGCCGAACCUCCGUCUUCACCGCCCACCGACACCACGACUGCCGAAGAGGCUCUCUCCUGGUACAAAUCCCAGUAUGAGCAACUCGAGCAUGAACUCGCCGAGUUCAGAGAAUCCAGUCGCGAACUCGAACAAGAGUUAGAAAAGGAUAUCGAGCAAGCUGAAAAGCGAGAGCGCUUCCUUCAAGAGAAGGCUGAGACUCUGAACUAUGAAGUCGAUGAGUGGAAGAGAAAAUACCGAGACUCCAAGGCGGAGGCGAGCGCUGCCCAGAAUGCGCUCGAGAAGGAAAUUACCACGCUUCGAGAUUCGCACAGGACCCUGCAGCUGAAGUUGCGGGAUGCAGAAGUCGCCAACGACGACUUUGAGCGCCAAGCCCGAAACACAUCAUCGUCGCUGGAAGACCUCGAGUCCAAGUAUAAUGUAGCCAUCGAACGAGGCGUUAUGCUUGAGGAAGAGGUUCGCAUGGGCGAGCAGGAGCGUGAGAAUCUCCGCAUCGAUGCCCAGCGCUUGAAGGAGGAGCUCUCGGAACUCAAGAUUGAGGUUGAGGUGCUCCAAGACCGGCUCCGCAAACAGGAAUCGCGCCACCUAUCCAUGAUCUCAACCGACAUCUCCGUUCCCGAAUCUCCUACCUUCGACAAGAGCAUCGGCUCUCCAGAGUCGACCGCAAGCUCGCCUCUUAUCUCUACGCCGCCCGACACUAUCGACCUGCCCCCGAGCAAGCCCACUGUGGUUCAGGACCCGCCCUCGCCUCCCAUGUCUGAUGCUUCCGGCACACUCCGCAGGCCCAGGCUCUCUCUGACCAAGACUCCAGCUCCCUCGACGCAGAGGAAGUCGCGCUUGCCGUCGGCCGACAACAGCGUUACGCCCAAACCUCGACCCACCAACUUCUCGUCUUCCCUCACCAAGAGGCCGGUCACCCGCGUCGCUACCGCCACUCCUGCUACCAAGACUCCCGCCAACCGUACCACGGCGCCUCGCUCUACGUCGCAUAGACUUCCCACCACCAAUAACUCUCUCUCGCACAUUCGCUCCCUUACCGCCCAGGUCCAACGCUUGGAAGCAAGGGUGCAGUCUGCGCGAUCUAGGCUGCCUGCCCGCGUCAACACGCCUCCGCGACCAUCGCCUCGGUCUUCUAUCAAUGGCAUGGGAAGUGUACCUUCGACCGUCACUAUUAGAUCUAGGAGACGGGCAACUGGCUCAGUCACUAGCGCUAGCGCUUCGGUAGCUAGCGACGACACCACCCCUACCAACCCUUCCCAGGGUGCCCGCAAGAGCACCCAGACUGCGGGCAAGCACAUUCCCCGCCUCAGCACAUCGGGCGUCAGUCGACUCUCCUUUGGACCUCUUCCCAACAGGAAUCCCGGUGGCGACUCGGAAGCGUCAAUGUCUCGACCAAGUUCCCGUGCUAGCAUCACUUCCGGAUACGCCCGACCCAGCAGCCGAACCGAUAUGAACCCUCCGCCCCGUCCCCUUAGCCGAACUAGUCUUUCCGGCGCGCGGACGCCUCUUAGCCGUCCCCGCAGUUCCCUAGGUGGCAGCCUACAUGGCCACUCUGCUAGUGUGGGCCGCUUCGACCCGGACGAAUUUGAAGACGAUAGCGACCUCCGUACCCCGAGCCGACGAGGCACCUUCUCGAAGCUGGAGAUGGAAGGUGUCGUGAGCCGGAUCCCUGCACCGGCCAGCUCCAUCCCGGCCCCAACGGGACGGCGGCAGAGUGGUGGUCCGAGGAGAGUGAGCAGCGGCUUUGGGUUCAGGGAAUCUGAGCCAUUGGAUGAGUUGGAUGAGACUUAUUAA
This is a messenger RNA of Scedosporium apiospermum, 1794 nucleotides long. Its product is annotated as Nuclear distribution protein nudE-like protein 1. The transcript is spliced from 2 exons. Gene Ontology annotation, molecular function: microtubule binding. The coding region runs from base 1 to 1794 and encodes 597 amino acids. Gene Ontology annotation, biological process: vesicle transport along microtubule; centrosome localization; mitotic centrosome separation. NCBI's taxonomy places the organism in Eukaryota, Fungi, Ascomycota, Sordariomycetes, Microascales, Microascaceae. Gene Ontology annotation, cellular component: kinesin complex; kinetochore; centrosome. The record is from RefSeq and is a predicted model, not a curated record.